AUGUUUUUUCUCACAAUUCUUCUGUUUUCCUACCCUCAAAUGUCUCGGCAGAUACAGAAAACUACUGCAAAUGCCAAAGAGAUGCUAUCCAAUCCCAAGCUUAUACUGGUUCAGGGGACUCUCAACGUGGUGAUGAAGCAGAAUGUCACUCUCUCCUGCCUCUCUCAGCCUGGAUCUCCACCUGUCAGAUACACACUGUUCAAGCACAACCAGCAGGUAUCUGCUUUGAACAGGUCAGACUUGACCCCUGCCCUGUUCACCCUGACCCUCAGCUCUGCCAGCGAUGUGGGGGAAUACAAGUGCAAAGCUGAGUAUAACAACUUCAGUGGUGGAAAAUACAGCAACAGCCUCAACUUCACCCUCAUAGAGCCAAUUUCCAAACCAGUGCUGAGCUCACCCACCUCUCAGGCAAAGAAAGGCCAGAACGUGACCCUGUCCUGUUUCUCGGAGAACGGAUCCCUUCCCAUCACAUAUCUAUUCUUCAAAGGAAAACAAAAUAUUUCUCCCCAAAAGACGAUGCAGAAGAGGGAAGCAGCUGUGAUUUUUCUAUUUAUCAAUUCCCUUAGAGACUUUGGAACCUAUAAAUGCAAAGCUAGUAACAGUUUUCCCAAUAAUACAAAAUACAGCAACGGUUUCAACUUUACAUUAGCAGAAGAGAGAAGUCAUUCUCAACCUCUGAUAAUUUCUCUUGGGCUGAUCCUGCUACUACUCAUAAUAGGAUUUGCUCUGGCAAUUCCAUUUUUCAUAAUUCCUUUGUAUAAAGCAAAAAAAUUUAAGUCUACCAGGCCCUCAAUUGGCCUUACCUCAACAGUGAAUGCAGAGGAGUUUGAAAAUGAAGUCAUAUACUCAGAGAUUGAACCUGUUAAACCAGAAGAAGAAUACAUCAACUUUUCUGUUAUUAGGAGAGAAGAGGAAAAAGGUAACCUGGAAGACCCAGACUUGACAGAAAACAGAUGCACCACCAAGUUUUAGCAGGACUGUUUGCAAAGAAACCACUGAGUCCAUGACAACGCUGAAACCAGUUCAGGCAAAGAUGUCUAAGAAAAUCCUUUUAUUCAACA
Molecule: messenger RNA, 1061 nt
Organism: Cinclus cinclus
Lineage: Eukaryota; Metazoa; Chordata; Aves; Passeriformes; Cinclidae
Gene: MILR1
Product: mast cell immunoglobulin like receptor 1
Exons: 8
Coding region: 1-972 (323 amino acids)
Biological process (GO): cell surface receptor signaling pathway
Molecular function (GO): transmembrane signaling receptor activity
Source: RefSeq, a predicted model, not a curated record